Paramuricea clavata is the source of this 1162-nucleotide messenger RNA. The record is from the annotation of a GenBank genome assembly. Lineage: Eukaryota; Metazoa; Cnidaria; Anthozoa; Malacalcyonacea; Plexauridae.
AUGCACAAUGGUGUAAGAGAAACACUUUGCGAAAUUCGUUCAGAACAUUGGAUUGCGAAGGGAAGACAAUUUGUCAAGAAGAUUAUUGCAAAAUGUACUACGUGCAAGAGAUACGAAGGAGGAACUUAUCAAAUACCACCUCAACCAUCAUUACCAGAUUUUCGAGUUUCUGACGAUUUUGCCUUCACGCGAAUCGGUGUGAACUUCGCGGGUCCCGUUUAUGCCAAACCAAUCUUCUCAAAAGGUACGAAAUCACCUGUUUUUAAGACGUAUAUCUGUCUAUUUACGUGUGCCUCGUCACGAGCAUUACAUCUCGAAUUGGUUCCAGAUCUAUCUACAAAGGCAUUUAUUCGCUGUUUACAGAGAUUCAUGUCCAGAAGAGGUAUCCCAAAAAUGUUUAUAUUUCUAUGAAGAAAUUAUUAGAACAUUUCUGGAAAAGAUGGAGUCGCGAGUAUUUGUUAGAGCUUAGAGAACAUCAUCGUGUCAAAGGAGUCAGAAGAAGUGCGAAGGCGAAUCCCAAGGAAGGAGAUAUAGUUUGCGUGUACGAAGAGAAAACUCCAAGGAAUCUAUGGAGAUUGGGAAAGGUCGAAAAACUUUUCAAAGGAAACGAUGGUCAGGUUAGAGCAGUUGCACUCCGAAUAUGGAACAAAGGAAAAGAAACAACGUUGCAGCGACCUGUUCAGAAAGUAUAUCCAGUCGAGGGAUCUCGCAUUGACGAAACUACAAGUGUUCCAGUAAGAAGGUCAGAACGAGUUGCAGCUAUCGAAGCCAGGAAGCAGCAGAGCAAACGUGGACGAUAAGUACUUGUUUGUUAUCGCAGAUACAUUAUACUGUGAUCAUUGUUAACAUUAUUAACUGACAUGCGUCAUUUAAUCGGGGGGAGUGUGUAUGAAAUUAUACGUUAUAGUUACCCGGGGAUUUAGCUCCGGGGUCUUUUGCACGGGGUCUUUUAUAGCGAGCACAUGGAAAUUUAGUUGUUGUUCUGUUUUUGUACAAUUAUAGUUUUUAUUUUAAUCUUUAACGAGUUUAGUUCAAUAAUAUACGGAUUUUCCGUACACCUUUCGCCUCGCAUCGGCUAUUUUGGGAACUUUCAGUCCUACAGUGAUUUACAGUAAAUUUUACCGGCCUUUCGCUUCUCACCGGCUGACAAUUUUUAAUGGGA